Morchella sextelata is the source of this 1419-nucleotide messenger RNA. RefSeq lists its product as uncharacterized. NCBI's taxonomy places the organism in Eukaryota, Fungi, Ascomycota, Pezizomycetes, Pezizales, Morchellaceae. The transcript is spliced from 2 exons. The record is from RefSeq and is a predicted model, not a curated record. Bases 1 to 1419 code for a protein of 472 amino acids.
AUGGUAUUUGCAAUGGACACUGAAGGUCCGUCACCAUUACCACAUUCGCAGUUCACGCCUCCACAAGACUCAACCAUGAAGAGGCUUAUGAGAGGUAAUCGCCCUGAGAAGGCACUCGACAUAUCUUCCAUGGAUCGUCACGAGUUAGAGAACGCCGUCAUCGCGGCAUAUUCUCGUCUAUCAGAAAAAGAGCUUCAUAUACUACUCUUACUUCGCUCCCUCCCCACCUGUGGCAACCCCCAAGAACUCGCCUUCCGUCUGGCGUUUCACGAUCUUUCUCACCGUACCGACCUUGCACACCAGCAAACCACCAGCUUUACGCCACCACUAUCCGCGGCCUCAUCAUUUAACGAACGGCCACAGCAAAAUGAUAACACGAAUACGAACACCAAUACCAAUACCCUCAAUACAAAUACCAACAGCACCCCAUCUCUUGAAACCACCACAUAUGAUGACGAUGUUGAUAUGGCUCAAUUAGUCUCUCUCGACUCUCCUACAGAGUCCAAGUCCCCAUCAACGAUUCCCACCCAUCCACCUCUGCCACCGGAACUCUGGGCAGAUAUUUUCGAAACCCUGAACGAUUGGGAACUAUCUGUGGCACUUGGAAUUCGUACGAACCUCAGGCGCUCAGUAGACUGGGAACAUAACGGGACACGCCUUGACUACGCGAUCCUUUCCGGGUCCGCCGCAUAUGUUGCCUUCUUCCUUUCGUCACAUCCCGGCGAAGUAUUUACCAAAUUUGGUGCAAAGGCGAUGGUGCGGUUUGGAUAUCUGGACCUUCUUACCUUCUUCCACGAGCGAUUUCCAAAGGAGUUUAUGAAAGUGUACUCAGAGCCAACACUCAAGAUUCCUACCCUCGCUAGUCACUUUGCAAGAACGGAGGUUCUAUCAUGGUGGUUAGCAGCCAGUGACCCCAGGAAGUCGAACGCGCUCCCUCGAGACUACGACGAGGAGCCGCUCAAUGAUGCAUCCCGCGAAGGCCACAUCCACGUACUCCAGUGGUGGAAGUCCAGCGGUCUCACCUUGCGUUAUGGUCUUGUUAUGGAUGUUGCCAGUUCCUUUGGCCACCUUGAUGUGCUCGAGUGGUGGAAGAACUCUGGGCUCUCGCUCAACUACCACAACGCGCUCAAGGGUGCAUCUUACCGUGGCGAAGUCGAAGUGCUGGAGUGGUGGAAACGAAGUGGACUGCGGUUGGUCUACGACAAAGAAGUGCUUGUCGAGGCGACAAAGUUUAAUCGUGCGGACAUUCUUGAGUGGUGGAGCCGAAGUGGCCUUAGAGUCGAGUAUUGUGUGUGCGAUAUCGAGGCUGCGCUGGAGGACGCGAUCGGCGGCGGGAAACAGGCAAGAGAGUGGUGGUUCCAGAGAGGGUGUAGGUUUAAUGUCCCAGUUAAUGAGUGGAUGAUGUACAAAACCCUUUGA